AUGAUGUGGUGCAGCGCCUUCGUACAACGCCCAACUUGUUCGCCGACCAUGUCCUCCUUCCCUGACUACUACAAGAUCCUCGCUGUUUCCAAGAACGCUACUCAGGAUGAAAUCAGACAAGCAUACAAGAUCCAGUCGCUAAAGACUCAUCCGGAUAGACUGACGAAAGCUAGCCAAGCGGAGAAGAAGGCAGCUACGGAGAAGUUCCAGGCUGUAGCGGAUGCAUACUACAUGCUGUCGGACGCGACCAGACGCCGAGAACAGACGAGCGAACCAGACGCCUCAGCGAACUUUUUCAGCACUUUCGCAAGCAUGUUCGGGGGAGGAAUGCCCUCCGCGGGUGCGCAGUCGCCACCAGGGGCCGCAGGAGAGCAGCCGGAUGCAGACCAUGUCUUCGCGGACGUGUUUGACGAUCUGUUGCGUCCAGAGGUGCAGCGUCAUGCUCCCUGGUUCAUCAUAGCCAACAUUCCUGGACUCAUGGUUGGCGCGUACGCGGGAAACCGCCUGGGAGCUAUCAGAGACGCGAAGGGCAAGAGCGUUGCUGCUGUCUUCGGGCAACUCGGUGGCAGUCAGAAGGCGGAGGUACGUCUGCUAUGGUGACAACACAAAUGCAGGUUGCUGAGAGUUCGCUUCGCCAGAUUCUGCGCGC
Molecule: messenger RNA, 649 nt
Organism: Fomitopsis serialis
Lineage: Eukaryota; Fungi; Basidiomycota; Agaricomycetes; Polyporales; Fomitopsidaceae
Product: DnaJ domain-containing protein
Exons: 7
Coding region: 1-600 (199 amino acids)
Cellular component (GO): nucleus; cytoplasm
Molecular function (GO): protein folding chaperone; protein-folding chaperone binding
Source: RefSeq, a predicted model, not a curated record